This is a messenger RNA of Osmerus eperlanus (European smelt), 1203 nucleotides long. It is a transcript of the gene sdc2, whose product is annotated as syndecan 2. The record is from RefSeq and is a predicted model, not a curated record. NCBI's taxonomy places the organism in Eukaryota, Metazoa, Chordata, Actinopteri, Osmeriformes, Osmeridae. Gene Ontology annotation, biological process: cell migration. The transcript is spliced from 5 exons. Gene Ontology annotation, cellular component: cell surface; membrane. Bases 377 to 1024 code for a protein of 215 amino acids.
ACGGCAAUGCAGCUCAGUGCUGUGUGACGCCUGACAUGGCCGAAUCAUAGGGAGCUGUAACGGACCACCUGACUUGUAAAUUUAAAGCAAUUCAUUGUGUGGACCGGGAACUAUCAAUUCCAGAUUCAGCUGUAAAGUUCGAGAAGUUUACGUAGCAGUUCUACAAUAGUGUACAUUUGUAUCUGAAAAAGUGCGUGGACUGUGAGGAAUAACAGCACGCAACACGUAUCCCGUGGGAUUCCACUCUAGAGUUAGUGAGACAAGAGGACUUGGACCGAGGGUGCAACUGAGAAGGGGUCGGAGUCGCAUAUAGAAGAGCAACAGAAGAGACGAUUUGAUAUUUGCCCCGUAUCGUCACAUCUUUGUCAAAGGAAUAAUGCGGAACAUUUGGAUAAUUCUCACCCUCGGCAUAACAGCCUUUCUCUCCGGGGAAAGGAUAGCGGAGGCGGCCAAGCCCUCCUCGCCCCAGGUGGAUGAUCUGUACCUGGAUGAAACAGGCUCUGGAGGAUAUUACCCUGAGGAUGACGACGACUUCAACUCAGGCUCCGGCUCAGGCGUGGGGGAGGAGGAGGUGGAGAAAGCGGUGACCGUCAGCACGUUGUACAUCAUGCCCAAAGCUGUGCCCACCAAGGACUCCACCAAAGACUUCACCCCCCGGGUGGAGACAGCUCCAGUCAGGGAUCUGUCCACAGAGACGCCCCAGAAGCCCGCCAGGACAGAGCCCCCAGCGGUGGUGACAGAGGACGUGCGUGGCAGGAACCAGAUGACCAGCACUCCAGGGGGAGACCUCGAUGAGAUCCCCCUGGAGCCCAUCGAGGUGCACUCGGAAAACCUGUUCCAGAGGACAGAGGUGCUGGCAGCCGUCAUUGCGGGCGGGGUCAUUGGCUUUCUCUUCGCCAUCUUCCUCAUCCUCCUUCUGGUCUACCGCAUGAGGAAGAAGGACGAGGGAAGCUACGACCUGGGCGAGAGGAAGCCCUCUGGAGCAGCCUAUCAAAAGGCCCCCACCAAGGAGUUUUAUGCAUAAAACCCCACCCCCUCAGCACAAGAUUGACGAAUCACAGGGACAGUUUACAGCAGUCCAUGACAACGACAAACCUGUUCGAAUACAUACAAAAAUGAGUUGAAAAAAAAAACGAAAAACAAAACAGUUGAUUGAGACAAAAUAACAUAAAGAAAAGCUUUCGCAUAGAUUAUUGUAAUUAA